AUGGGUGCGCAGGCGUCCCGCGAUGCCGGCGCCGCCGCCGCCGACGCGCCGAGUCCUCCGGACCCUCAGGACGAGCGGCUGGCGGCGCGCGCGUGGCGCACGGGCGUGCCGUUCACGCUGCUGCACGACGAGGGCUUCGUGGUGGAGAAGUACCAGGAGCUGCUGGCGGCUUCAAGCGCGCCGCCGACGUCCAAACUGGGCGGCGGCAAGGUAUUGGAGGGGGCGCAGACGACGGUCUCCGGGCUGGAUGAGGCGCCCAUGGAUGAGCUUCAGCACGCGACGGACAUGGCGCGCAUCAAGCUCUUUGCACGCACGAAGAGGGACGAGGGUGCCGCUGGGGACCAGACCGGGUCCAGACCGGGCUCUCCGUCGGCUUCAGCCCUUGCGACGUCCUCGCUGACGUCGUCUGCAGCCAAGGAGAACCCGCCCAGUGCUCUAGCCAGGAUGGUGGGGAACACGUUGUCCAGAGAGUCGCCGGAGAGCGUCGAGAGCGAGAAACUUCGAGCCCAGCGCGACGAGCUGCUGCAAGUUUACUUCCAGCAGAUCGCAGCGAGGAUGAAGCAGAAGCAGAUGGCUUCAGAGGAGAAAACUACGAAAGAAGAAGAUCUGAGAGCAGCUGAGGAGACCAAGGAGACUGCAAGUGUGAUGUCGUCCCCAGGGCUGCUGCCCGUGGCCGCUGAAGGACAGAAGAUCUCGCAGGAUGUGACGGUGGCCAGUGUUUUCUCGGUCGGAUCGCUGCGCUUGCAGCUGGAGAUGCUGCGCGAAUUCCGCGGGUUCAGCCCUCGACUGUUCGAGACUGGGGUCAUGGCGCUCGUGCAGACUUUGUUGGACAGCCCUCCAUUUGCACUACGUGAUAUUGGUGCGCAUACCCCCGAGGACGCCAUUUUGAACGAUUUGCACAGAUUUUGCCGGGAUAUCUUGCAGGGACAGCAAGGGCUUACUGAUGUCCACCGUCAGGUUACUCUCCUUCUGCUGCUAGCGCUUGGAGUGAGCAGCGGACGCGUCAGCUUGCUGCUUGAAUUCGUCGCGGAGUUGCUCGCCAUGCCACGUGAAACAGCGGCGAGUACAUUGCCUGUGCAAGGGUAUCCAUUUUCAGCAUGGGUCAAAGUCUUCAUGGUGCGAAUGCAGUCAUACCGCAUUGAUUUUGCGUUAGGAACGUUCGAGGACAUCACGUUUGUGAAAAAGGUUGCAGUAAAGGCGCUCCCGGGUGACGUGGACCCUGCAGCCAACGGAGAUGUUGAGAAUGAUUCACCGGUUUUGAACUCCAGUUUGUCAUCGACUUCCUUGGCCACAGAUGGAAGCUAUGCAUACACGUGGAGUUUGGCGAAAGGGCUUGCAAAAAUCGGAACGGGACUCAAUUUUACUAUUGCUGGACGAGUAUAUGGUGAAUUUCCAGCAAGCGUUUAUAUGGGAGUUCUUGAGGAGAAGCGAACCGUACGAAAGUUGGUGUAUGGCUUUGGAGAGCAAGUCACGGAUGUGUCUGAAGUUGCAAGGGAGGAAAUGGUGAGGGUUCUUACCACCACGAGUUCGUUGGAUAGGACGGUCCAAGACAUAUUUGGUGCUUCUGACCUAGCUGAAUCUUUCACUGCGCGUAAAUUGCUAGUCUCGUACAGCGUUGGCAAGCACCAGGACGUUUGCAUUCUUGAAAAUGGGGAUAUAUUUGCUCUCCCAUCUCUUCCUUCAGACAGUGGAGACGGCAAUGUAAGGAUCUGUCGCGCGUGGUACGGUGACUUGGAUGUCUUGAGCAACGAAGCGCUGUUAGAAUUCCUUAAGCGACUGGAGCAGAAGAAAACCACUUCGGUUGAUGAUAGUGGCGAAAUGGUUAUCGUGCUUACCCACGAUCUCCUCGAGCAGCUUCUAACAUUGUCUGACAUCUCCCCAGAAAAGAUUACAGAGUCCAAGAAACUGAUGGUGAUUUUUGCAGCUAGCAAUGAUUCUGACUCGGUGGGGGCGCAACUCCUUCAUGAAGGCGAUCGCUUUGUCGACGCUGAGGAAAGGGCCCGUGAUGUCUACAUGUCAAGUCUUCUUUACUGCGGUGGCUCGUUGUACCUGAACGUGAUGUAUCCAGAGAUCGAUGUAAGUGGAAUGCUGGUUCGGGAAACGACUCGCCGAUGCCGGCAACUGCUUCGUAUAUGUCCUAAAGAUCUAGCACUUCUAGAAAUCCUGCGAGUGCAAGAUGCGCCAUCACCUUCCGUUGCACAAGUGAGGUUGUCAGUGCCUUUUUACGCCUACGUCACUGAAGGAAGAUUCAUCUACGAAGUUAAUAUGGGGCUUGGUGAUAUUGGAGUUUCAGUUAUCACCCCGAAAACUGUUUCGAGCGGAGGAAAGGAGCUUGUGGUCACACGUCAAUUUGUCUUGGACGAAAAGGCAAUCCAGUGCUGUGAUUUUUUGUUAUGCCUGGCAAAAAUCCGCAGCAUGGCGAUGAGCAAUGAAGGCAAGCUGGAUGUAGAUCUACCCUGCUUUUAUACGAAUGGUGCUUCGCUGGGGGUGGUCGUUGUAGAUCCAAACGCCGAAGCAGACUCAUCGUCGAAGAAUCGUGUUCAUUGCGUGAUGUUUGAUUGCGAAAGUGGUCAGAGCAAGAAGCAGCAAGAAAGCGGGGGAUGUUCGGGAUGUUCAGAGCGCUCCCUUCCUCCUGCGUCGGUGUGUUUCGAUGCAAGAAAUAAUUUGCUGUGGCUAUUCGACGAGGAAAAGAAAGUUCUUCGAUCGUACAAAAACUCUGGGAAGCGGAUACCUUUGGACGAGAACUCUAUCCCUCCCGACGUUGGUACCAUUACUGCAGUAGAAAGUGGUGAAGACGUGGUGGACGUCGAAACAACAACGCUUACGCUGCUGGGCUUCCUGUACAAAAACGCAAUCGCAAGUGAUGCAGCUGAUGAGAUGUUUGGUCAAGGUACUAGUUCUCGAACAAGGAUACCAUUCGCCAUUGACGUACAGGUCGAGACGUUUAAGUUCUUGUUGGUCUUCACGUCGAAGUAUGUUGAAGCAUUCAAGAAGAACCAAGUUUCGAUCGUUCAAGCCUACAUUCUGCAAGCAUGCCUUGGGAUUCUAAACAAGAAUCUAGAGAGCUUGCUCCUGCACGCGGACUGUCGUCGCAAGCGCGAUUCAACUGAGCUGUUGAUGUCAGGUUUGCCAGCCCCUCUUGACAAGCUUCUUGAAUUUUCCAGUGAGGAUCACAGUCAAAUACAAGUGGCAUCUGUCGCCCUGGAUCUGUACACGACGUCCAUUCGUAUUUUCCACUCGGAUGUUAGCAAACAGUUUUCGCACGUUCUUAAGUAUUUGGAGCUGUGGCAGCAAUCAAAAGCGACGAGAAUGGAGCUGAAGAUAUUGGCUCGCCUUCUUGCACAUUUGUGCACUCGUGUGGAUGCUAUCUACCAGUCGAUGGUAGCGUCUGACGCUGCGGUGGCGAAAUUCUUGAAGCUGGUUGAUUAUGCAGUGGCAAUGCAGCAGCAGCAACUUCAAGCUGAUUGUACCCAGUCAGAGGGUGCGUCUGAAGAAAUCAAGGCGGCCGUUCUUCUGCAUAGUAACGAAAGUUCCUUCGAGUUGAUUUCACUCGUGAAUGCAAUAACGCAAGCGUCAUUCGUGGCUCUCACUUGCGCCGAUGGUAUAAGCAAUCGGAGAGCGUUUGAUGUUGCGAUAGUGAUAUUCGAUGCAAUUCGCGAUGCUUGCUCUGACAUUUUCUCCAGCUUAGCACCCCAGACAAAGCAGCAAGGCUGUCAAGCUCAAUGGACUCGAAUGGAAAACGUGCUCAAGGAUGGGUUUGUUGGGGUAUUGGCGCCUGUCGUACUUUCGUCGGGAAUCAUGUUUUUGCGAAAUCACAAGAACAUUGCAUCGCUGGUUUCAGAUCAGGAUGGGGGUGAAUAUAAACCUUUUGGGCACGGUGAAAGCCUGCGAGGUGGUGACGCUACUUCAUUCGUGUCAUCACGCUUGUUUAAACUCCUUAAGGAUAACUCAUCCAAAAUGUUGAAGUUCAUGGCGAGCUUGGACGCUCUCGUGUCUUUGAUUGAACCAACCAAGAGAGAGCACACUGUGGAAAAUAUCUCAAUGGCUGUGAAAACUGAAACGAUGGAGUCGUCUCACGAGUAUGAAAACAACAUGGACGCACUUACCGAACUUCAGGUCCCUGGGGCUAGUCGUAUGGUGAUCACGUUUGACCCGAGAUCGCGAACAGAAGUCAAUUAUGAUUACCUGACUUUCUACAAGGACAAAAGUCAGGGGGAAUACUACGGAAGCCAGUUUUACUCCGGACGUGACUCAGAGCACAAUUGGCCUGGAGUCGGUGAUAACCCUCCAUUGGUUAUCGAAAGUGACCACUGUUUUGUCUACUUCCACUCCGACGGCUCGAAUACAGAUUGGGGUUACAAGUUCACGGUGACAGCCGAGAUUCUAGAAAAGAAGAAGAGCUUGCAGCAGCACUGGAUUGUUUUCUUGAUGGAGAGUGUAGUUCAACUCUUGGAUGAGAGCAUGAAACUUCUAGUGGACGGAAGUGCAUUUGCACCAAUUGGAGACAUGGAGAUACAGAACGAGCGGUUUCUGCAGAGCGAUCUGCUAAAAAGUGGUGUGUGCACCGAAGUCAACAAAAAUGCAGAAGUGCUGCAGCUGUUACAAGACUUUGUGGAUCCGUCAGAAUCCUCAGGUGCAGAGAAGGUGAUUAAUGCCCUUCAAGAAAGGUCAGGUGCGGCCCGGCCAGCUCUAGCCUUAGCACGAUCAACAUCAUUUGAUCAGAUUACAAGUUCCGGCCCAAACAAAUCAGUGAACAGAGCGGUUCGAGCUGUGGCAGCGGCUAUCUUGCAUCACAAUAUGUGGGGAAUGGAUGCGUACGCAUUCACACAAAACUUGCGCGAUGAUAUAUCCGAGCAGCUUCUUCGAGGCUGGAAGAAUGCGCAGAAGAUGCGAGAUUGGUUUCACCUUGGCGACGCUGCAGAUGCUGGCAUCCAUGGGCAAAUGAUGCCCAACCGACGACGCUCUGGGCGACUUCGACGACAGCCAUCCGCUUACAAGGGGCUCUCCGAGGAAUCACUCGCGAUUUUGUGCGAUAAUGUCAUUGAACGCGCUAGAUUCUUGCUGGAAAUAACUCCCGUCUCAUUUGCGUACGUUACCGGUGCAAAACGCAGAUGGGGGCUCUUGGCAAAGUACGGACAUGCGAUUGGAAAGCAGAGUUCUUCCGAUACCCAACUGGACAAAUGGUACAAUUUAUUGGACGAGCUGCAAGCUGCAACUGAACUACGAAGCCUUUUCCAGUACCGGAGAUCGUCUAGUGAGCGUCUCAAACAUGGACAAGUGAAAUCGGUCACUGAGCAAGUUCUUGAGUUUAUUCAGAGUGAUGUGGAUGUAGCAGAAGUGCGAAAAGUGAUCGAAAUCCGAAACCAGAGAGCAGCGAGCCGGGCACUAGGCAUGGAAGUGUUUAUCCAGUCACUCCAAGAUUGCCCGAGUCCACGCUUGAGAGGGAUUUUGCUCGAGUCGUUCACGUCUACGCUGAAGUGCUUCGCCGUUGCCAAUUCUCCCACCAAUGUGCCUGGCUCGGUUACGAUGAGCUCAGCAAUGGCGUUGGACUCUUUUCCACGAUUGCACUUCGAUACGUUAUUGCCUGGAUGCGAUGAGUUACUACGACAACGAAUUGCGGAGGCUUUCAGCAAUUGUCUUGCUCUUUUCGCCAAGCAGCUCGCUUCAAUUGAGGAUGAUGGUACAAAUUCUGGGUUGGUAACUGCUGUCUUACGAUGCUGUGCGCUUGACUAUGACCUAGAGGAUUCAUACUUGCUUCAAGAAAGUCGGAUUUUGCCGCAAAUUUUGCGUCUCCUCUCGUCAAGUUCGGUUCCGAUCCGAAACGCUGCCCAAUCGCUGUUGGGCGUUCUUCUUUCUCGUUUCAUAGCAGGACGAGUUGAGUCGAGCCCAGAUGAAGUGGCUGGUAAUGAUGAUGCACACACUUCUACGGAUGUCCACGAUGUGUCCGCAUUCCAACGGCAAUUAUUCUCAGCAGUUGGCCACCAGCUUGAUGGAAUUGUGUCAGCUAUCAAAUCUUCACUAAGCUCGGGUCACGACGGGUCAGCGAAGUCAUCUCCUCAGUAUCUUCCCGAAAACUCCCCUGGUUUUACAGCGCCGUGCCUUCAAAGCAAUGCCGUGAGUUGGAACCACUCGCUUAUGCUGUGGGUUUAUUGUCCAAGCAAGGGACCGCUGUAUGCCCUCAAACUGGGAGAUGAAGUUCGCAGGGGGCCAAGCUGGAGCGGAAAUGAUUCCGAAGACAGUGGUUCCGACAUUGGGACCAUCAUCAGCAUUCCUGCUCCAACGAAAGUUCAAGUUCGAUGGAACUCAUCCGGGCUCACCUCUCAAUGCAAAUUUGACCCAAAGAACGGUAUUUUUGAUGUGGUUUUAGUGGAUGAAGGCAUGGGCGGCGCAAUCUUUUUCAAGGGCAACAAAAAUAUGAUUAAAGACACAGCUGCGGCAAAGCCAUGGAGUCAUUUCGGUCUGUUUUUGACAGAUUCACGGAUGCUCGUGUACAAAAUUGCCUGUGGAUCCGACAAGGAAAGCGAAUUUGAGACCGAUUACGAACUCGACGCUGAUCAGUGGUCUCAUGUUGCUAUCGUGCAGGACGAGGAUAUCCUGAAGAUUUUUGUGAAUGGUUCAAUGGUUUCGCAGCAUCUCCUCGAGUCAUUCCUAGUGAUGAAUGGGAAUGUGAAUCCAGCUGAAUCUGCUAUUAUAGAGUCUGCACACCCGCUUGAAGACUCGAUCGAUGAAUACUGCCCAGUUCAUAUUCCCGGCGCUGUCAAGAUUCGGUUGACUUUUGAUCCUUUGUGUGACAUUGACGGAUCUACAGGGUUUGUUCGUUUUUACAAAGAUGCAAAGUGUGUGGAAUAUUGGGGCGAAGACAAGUAUACUGGCAAGUAUAGUGACCCGGAACGAAAUUUUCCUGGAGCUCAGAGCAAUCGUGCUCGAACCCUUCAGCAGUCAGAUGCUCCCGAUGUAGACUUUAAUGUCCUUGAAAUUCCGUCCGAUCGGUUUUUGGUAUAUUUUCAUAAUGAGGGCAGCUCGAACAGCUGGGGUUUCCGGAUUUUGGCGUCACCGGAAUUUGCUACGUCCGAUGAAGAGACAAUGAGUCCUGUAUCGCACUUGAACCCGUAUCCAUUCUACUUUGGAGAGGCUCCAGGUCGCGUCCUAGAUGAGCCUGCGGCAAAAUGCUGGAUUUAUCAACCAAAGGUGCUCAGCUAUCCUAUUUCGGAAAGUGACUUGACAUCCGAGAUCCAGACAAGCUUUCCAUCUGCAGACGUCGUGGCGAACUGUGUCCCAGCGGAGCGAACUUUACACAUACUCGGAUUGAUCCGAACGUGCGCGGAAACCUCGUUCGGGCGGAGUCUUAUUGGUAUUCCAGAAAAUCUUCGAAAUCUGAUGUUUUUGUCCUUCGACGACCGUGUGCCCGUAGAGAUCCGAGUCGGAGGUAUCCGGGUACUGAAAGACCUCGCUGGUAUGUUGAGCGCAGACGUAAUGGAUGCUCAACUUACGCAAGCUCUUCCAGGUGAGACGGGUGGAUUCAUAAACUUUGUCUUCAAGAGUCUGGGCCAAGGACUCAACGUUUGGAGCUCAUACGAAGUAGACAAACCUGUUGAAGUAGGGGCGAGUGCGCAAGAAGACGAGGAUGAAAGUGUUUUGAAGCUACGAACCUCAGCGCAGGGGGAGGCCAGUUUAGUGUCAGCGUAUGUAUCGCUGCUUCGAAGUGCCGCAGCGUGCACCUGCUGGGACGAGCAGGUCUUCGAGUUGGUGAUGGCUGGAAUACGAUCUGUUGGAGCACGUGGAAACACAAUAUCAGAGCAAGCGAUGAGUCAAGUACUAGCAUCGCUUGCGUUACUUGGUGGGAACUACGGAGGCGCUUAUAUCGGAGGUAGAGUAAGCUGCUGCGUGAAUGUUGACGGCAAGGAGAUGAUUGAAACAGGGUAUUUGGUUCAGUUCCGCAUGAAGAAUGGAGUUCAGUUCGCGCGCGUCAUUUUUGACUGCGAUCAGUCGAGCACCGUUGAUGUACCAUUGACCGACGUUGCUCACUUCGAUGACAUCGAGACAUCCGAGCUUUCCUCUUUUGUAAAACGAAUGGUUCCCUUUGCAUCAGAGCUGAAAGAUUCCUUUCAAAGCGUUCUUGCUCUGAGUGAUGACGCAUCGCAGUCCACCGGACCGUACCAACCCAAAAUAACGAAGAAGGAGAAUGUUGAAGUGCUUGAAAGCGAGCAUCCCUACGCUGCUGGCGAAGAUGUAACGUACUCACUCAAUUUCCGUGGGGCCAGCGAAAUUAUCGUGCGGUUCGAUCAAAUGUCAAGUACAGCUGGACCAAACGAUUACAUUCAGUUCAAAAAGCGGGAAGGGGAGAAAAAAGAAAGCGCUGGGGACGAUGACGCUUAUUGGGGCGAAGAAAAAUACUACGGGGAUGCUUUUCCGGGAGUGGGAGCAACACCUCCACUUCACAUUCCAGCUGGGUGUGUUGAUGUUCACUUUUGCACUGAGGGCUCGUCUAAUGGACUUUCAGACUGGGGUUUUAAGCUCACUGCGCACGCUUUUGAAGAGGCUCUGAUUUACCCUCCGGAAAUCCCACCACCAGUCCUGACGAGUGCAUUGACCGAUAUUCGGGCGAGGUGCAUCAAGUCUCUCGGGCAAAUUCUGCGGUCGCAAAAGCCGGCAGACAUCGUGCCUACCUUUGUUGGUCUCUUGCCUUCAUUAACGAAGAUCGCGAAUGACCCCUGCGAUGGUCGCCCAAUUCAAUCCUCGCCGAAGUCACAGGUAUUUGAAUCGAAGCAUCCAUAUGCAAACUCGGUGAUGGAGUACAUGAAAGUGACAUUCAGUGGUGCGUCUACACUGACGAUAACAUUUGAUCCUCAGUCUCGAACCGAACACGGAUGUGACUAUCUGUGUUUCUUUAAGGACAAGUCACUCACGGAUCGAUGGGGCGCCUACCAAUAUUGUGGAGUAGGCAGCGAUGCUAACUGGCCUGGUGUCGAAGACAGACCUCCUCUUGUCAUUCCUGCUGACUCGUUUACUUUGUUAUGGAGCACGGAUGGCUCAAAUGUCGACUGGGGCUGGAAAUUCAAUGUUACGGCGGAGUUUUUACCUGAGUUUCCUCUCGAUAAAAGUUUGAAGCAGCUUGACGCUCGGUCGUACAGACUGUAUGAGACGUUGUAUGAGAAAACGAAUCACCAGCGGAUCCCGCUUAAGAGCGAAUUCGAAGAGUUUGCCGACAAUGGUGAGCCAUGCCAGGAAAAGCAGACCCCGGAUCUACUGCGGCAGCUGCUUUCACCGUCUAGAUCGCAAGAUACAACUCGUGUGACUACGAGAAGCAGCUCAUUCCUAAGAAAGUUGCUACAGUUUCGGGUUACUGACGAAGAUGGACUCAAGAUCUAUCAGGAAAAGGAUUGUGAAUCGCCUGUUCUAGCUGAGCUUGAGAACGGGACGGAAUUUUGCGCGGAGACCUGCCCGAAUGGAUGGCUCCGAGUUACAUCCCAAGAUGUUACUCGGCUUGUUGGAGUAGAUUGCGGUUGGGUGUGGCAGCGAACAGGAGAUUGCGUGUAUGCCAGCCCCUCGACAGCUUGCGCGAACGGAGAAGAUCUAUUAACGCUGGGAGUGGAUGACCUUAACUUUGAAACCAGACACUCGGUAUUGGAAAUGGACGAGAGCAAUGAGGAAGAAAAGUCCCUGACAGGCCUAUGCUCUCCAUUCGUAUUCGACGAGUUCAAGGGGCAGACAGACCGAUUCCAGAGCUUAGCGUACGAUACGCAUCGCGCUUUGGCGACAAAAGCAGCACGAGACGCAAUUCUGACAUUCCUGUCCUGCGAUUCAAAGCAAGCCCCAGUACCACUUGGGGCACUUGGAAACCCCGAAGAUUUUCUGCUGCUUUUGUCUCACUUCUUCUUAGGAAACGAUUUUGAGGAUCAGCCGGGUAUUCUUCUUGCCCUACGGAAGCGGUUAAAGCACAUGGUGUUGAGUGGCGAUGAUGAUUCGGUUAUUUCAUCUGUCAUUUCUCGAUGCCUCAGAAUUCUUUCGAGUGGUCCUGAAACGCUUCCCAAAGGUCGUGGGGCUGUCCGGAUUUUGGAAAGUACGCACCCGUAUCGAGAUAAUGCGGAACAAUACUGGGAUAUAUCGAUUCCGGGGGCUCGAAAAAUUAAGGUCGUUUUCGAUCGGCGAUGCAAAAGUGAGGCUGGGUGUGACUGGCUACGGUUUUACAAGGCUGGAUCAAACCGAACGGAAACAAUUGGCCCUGACCAAAUUGGCGGAAGAGGGGAUAAUGAGAACUGGCCAGGUACUGGCGGGCGCCCUCCGCUUUACAUCGACGCUGACUCGUUUGAAGUGUAUUUCCACUCUGAUUCGAGUAACAACGAUUGGGGCUUCAAACUGUACGCUACUGGUAUAUUCCAGGAAGACGAAAUACAACCAGAAAAGAAAGGCGACGACACUGGAACGCUGAUCAAACUGCUUUCUAUGGCCUGCUGGAUUUUAGAAGUACUAAGCGCAAUCCCGGAUGCUAGCUUUCAGGAGAGUCCAAGCGCUUUUAAGACGCUGUUUUCAUCUGAGACUCUUCAAACGCUGAUGGCAAAUCUCGAUGACUCACCUCAAUGCAUCAAGACUUGGGUGCUUCAAAUUCUCAGUAAUAUGUCGCAAAGCCCAGCUUUCCAUGGAAUUCCAUCGGUCCUCAUUGAACAAGUGCGGGACUUGCUGCACGUGAAGAUGCGUGCCAAGUAUCUGGCAGAAGACCGUGCGGAGAUGAAGUCGUCCUAUCUGCAAACUCUGAUUCAGUGUGCUGUUGCAGUCGAUCUAUCGAUCGAUAGCUACUGCUUCAAAGAAUUUGGUAGCACUGGCUGCAUGGAAGCUCCUUUACUCGUGCCGUACCAAUCUGAUUCGGGGGACGUCAGUACCUUCGUGAGUUGUGCAAGUACAUCAACUUCGGGAUGCCACCAAUUUCAGUUGGUGUUUAAUAGGUUGGUGUCAGCAGUGAGUUUUGGGAUUGUGGAUGGAGCAUCCGUCGGUACUUCAAGAACUUCGACCAUGUUAGUGCAAUGGAAAGACAGUGGGGAAAUCAUGCUCGGAUCCACUGAUGACAAUACCUUUGCCGAAAUUCCAGGAUAUAAAAAUCGCAUUCGAGAAGGAGACACAGUCACUGUUCAACUGGAUGCACCGCGACAGACUAUAGUUUUCCGAAAGAACGGUGCGGUAUCAGCCGUAGUCGCAGGUCCAGCGGGUUCUGGGGCUUUGGUUGUAUGGGAGGCUCUCCCCCGUUCGCUGUUGGAAAGCAGUGAUGUGCGAUUGAUGGUCUCAAACUCAAGUUCCGAGAACAGGAUCGAAUUUGUCUAUCGAAGGUGUUCUCCGAUCGCCCUUAUACCACAAAAUGUCGUACCGAAAUGGUACGGCAAAGUUAUUGACGCCGUGGGCAUGAUGGUGGAUUUCCACAAUAACUUGUCUUCAGCGAUUAUUGCAAGGGAAAGCCACCAUCCAUUGCCAUCGUCGGCAGCCCUAUCCCGAUCAAAUCGGGAAAAUAUUGAGAUCGAUGGCGCUGUGGCAUUGGAGGUUCGAUUUGACCACCGAACCAAGCUUCACAAAGGCGACGAAAUCCGGUUCUUAUAUGAAAAAGCUGCUGACGCAUCAUCAGUCGGAGAAGAACAGUCUGUUGUGCUUUCAGGCAUCAAUGGCGAAGUCGACAAAAACGGAAAUCUGCAUCUAUUCGCUCCUGAGAGCGCGAACAAGGUGAUCCAUUCGGUGUCUGUCGGAGACUUGGUAGUAAGGUCUCCCGAUUGGGAAUACAGCGAUGAAGAUGGUGGAGCUGGAAGCGUGGGCAUCGUACAAGAGGUCACUGCUUGGGAGUCGCAUGGAGGAAAAGGUUUGCGCGUCCGAUGGCAGGAGAACGGUUUUGAACGCGUGUAUCGAUAUGGAUUCAAUGGCCGCUACGACGUGCAGAAUGUGGAGAAUACGAGGUUCCACAAUGGGCCACUUAUUAUAAGAGGGAGCUCUUUCGUGUACGAGUUUGUACCGAGCAAGCCGCAGGCUACUACUAGCUUCGAUCUGAGUGCUGCAAUCCCCGAGUUUGGAGGAAGCUUGGAGCUAGAUGGAUCAGUUCGGCUGGAUCUAAAACUCUCCGAGGAUAGUGGAUCCUCACUCUCGAAAAGUGAUUGUUCUAUCGAAUUCUGGACGUGCAUUGCGAAAAACGCAUUUGAUACGGUGGACGAGCGCACCAAACACGCAUCCUUCAUGGAAAUUUUCCGAAUAAGUGGUGCGCAGGGACGAAUUAUUUUGCUAUGCGACCAAUUUUGCAAGUGCAAACUAUUGUUUCAAGCCGUAGAUGCAAGCGGCAAGCUGGUGGAGCCCCAACCGUGUCAUGCAAAUGUCGAAAGCGACAACGGAAGCUCUUGUAACAUGGAGUUUGGUCAGUGGGCUCACUUGGCCCUGGUAUUUUCUGGGUCGAAGAUCUCAGUGAUUAAGAACGGCGACACCAUCUACUCGUGUAGAUGCACAGGGUCCGAUAGAUUGGUGCUGGGAUCGAAUUCAGCGGUAGUAUUUGGAGACUUGUGUAACGCGAACAACGCAUCAGCUGACAGUGGUGAUACCGACCGUGAUGUGUCAAGUUUGGCGUUUUGCGGUCAUCUCUACGAUAUCCGGCUGUGGGAUGUCGCGUUCCGAGUAGAGCAGCUCCGCAGUCAUUUCCGAGGCUUGGACAGCGUCGAUGUGGUACCCAAGGUCAGCAGUCGACCAGGAACUCCCACUUCUGCUACAGGAAAGCCUCAGUCUCCGUCUAUGACGUAUCUCACGUCACCGCGGUCACCACGAGCUUCAUUGCGCCCUGUUGCAGUACUUCAACAUCUGCGAAAAUGGGUUACCACAAAUCGAACCUCCAAGGAUAUUUCCACUGUGCGGCUAAAUUGCAGUGUGAAGGUGUCCACAUCACCAAAUGGCGAUGCGUCCAGUUAUACCGUAUACUAUGAGGCGCAUGUGUUAUCCAGUGGCAAAAUGUGUGUUGGGUGGAUUUUGGACGGCGUAGAUAUGCAAAGCCGAACAACGAUGAUUGGAGAAGAGCGCGACUCGUUUGGCAUUGACAUAGCGAAGAAGCAGGCAAAUCUCUCGACUCGCGCGAGCGACCUUGCACCGUUUACAUGGGAUGAACCUAGUGGAUGCAGUAGUCCACGUCGAUCUAUCGGAGCCAACUCGUUUGCGAAUGAUGUUUUCUGUCGCAAUGGCGAUGUAAUCGGCUGCGCCCUUAACGUAAGAACGGGCAAGCUUACGUUUUACGUCAACGGUGGAAUGGUCGCGGAAUGCGUCGCGCCAAGCAUCGAUGAGUGCGCAGCUUCUUUACUAAGCAACAGCAAGGACCACGAAUUUGACGCUCUGGUGAGUGAGAUUGUUACUGACGAGAAGCCGUCACUAUCGUCUGCAUCAAACGAUGGAGCUACUGUAGAUUCCACGGGCACAGAAGCGAAGUUGUAUCCUGCAGCAAGCCUAAGUCCUCAGGGAGCGCAAGGUCUGGCAUGGAAUUUCGGUCAGCGCCCAUUCAAGUUUGAGCCUGAACUCGAGAAUCGCGAAGUUAUGUCGCUCCUUCAGGCUUCCGCUUGUACCGAAGAGGAUGCGCACUUUGAAGUCUACGACCACGAUGAGCGGCGAUGGGAUCGAGUAGUCUACCGCCACAAGGUUCAAGAUAUUAGUCCUCGACUUGUCGGAUGGUGGAAACUUAAUGAAGGGAUGGGUGUCACUGUCGAUGAUGCAAGUGGAAACGGACAGCAAGGCAGUCUCAUUCCAAGCAGCAGCUCUGACAGUGCGACCAAAAAAUCAAGUUUUGCCCGGAGUCUUGGCGAUGGAGGAGAGAAUGCGUGUUGGAACGAGCUAUGUGCCCCGCCAGCCGUCGCUCGUAGACGAACAGGAGAUGGUAGUGCGAUGUCGCCGUUUUUCCCGUUUGGGUUGAGCAGCGAGGCUUCAAGCAAGCCUGAAUCAUUCUGGGGGUACAAAUUUUACGUGAUCCCGCACUUUUCGGAAGAGACUGUCGGUCGGCGUCGUUUCCAGUCACCUUCGGUGCGUUUUAGUGACAGCCCCCACAACUUGUUGCCUCGACAUGACCAGCAGCUGAUCAAAUACAUCAACAAGAAAGGACAAAGCAAGGAUCUCAAUGUGACUCAGCUGCUGCAUGGGUUAUGGAGUGACAUCGCACCGCAGGAAAAUGAAUUAGUUCGGUGGCCCGCCUUAGUGGAGAUUGUGACGUCUUCGGGGAAUGAAUCACACGCGGAAAAGAAUGAGCCACCUCAAAGUUCUGAUGCACCCACCAAGUCGGUGGUUGAUACACACGGUCGCCUUUCCAAGCGAUUCAAGUUGUUGCAGGAAUUCAACUCGGCGAUCUAUUGGAUCUUGCCGUUUGUUGCCUUCCAUGCUCCAAGUGGCGAUACCAGUUUGCCUGAAAGACAAUUUUUGCUGAGCAAUCUCCUGAUGGAGCACAGGCACCGGAUUUUGAGCGUUGUUAAACGCACGGUCUGGGACAGCGCAUUGGGGCGCACAAAUGAAAGCAGUGUGUCAUUUGAGCUGACACUAAACCGACCAAAGGCGAUGCGGUUCCGCACAACAGGGAAAACGGAUACGGAAGGGCGACACACGCUGUUUUCGCAGGCGUUCCGGCAACUACAGGCUCUGGAUGGCACUCACUUUCGGCGCGAGGACGCUUUGUAUCAUGUGACUUUCCUCGGUGAAAACGCGCAAGACGCUGGAGGUCCAUAUCGUGAGACCUUUGCCCAAUACUGUGAGGAACUCCAAAGCACACAGCUUCCGUUAAUGUUGCCCACUCCCAAUUCUCAGCACAACGUUGGAGUUGGUCGCGAGAAGUGGCUACUAAGCCCUGGUGCACAGUCUACGACGGCGCUUCAGAUGCUCGAGUUCCUAGGUAAACUUAUGGGAUCGUCUAUCCGUAGCAAGCAAUACCUUGCGCUGAAUCUGGCGCCGAUUGUCUGGAAAAGACUCGCCGGUGAGCGUCUAGGCCUCGACGACCUGGCAGCUGUAGACUCGAUGCUCGUGAAUUCUAUGUCUAAGAUGCGGACCAUUGACCGCUACGGCGUGACAGAGGAGAUGUUCGAGGAUAUCGUCAUGGAGACUUUCACGACGUUAGGGGCGGAUAAUCGUGUGAUCGAGCUCAAACCGGGAGGUGCCCACCUACCAGUCACAUUCACUUCCAGGUGUGAAUAUGCUGAUCUCGUGGAACAGGCUCGACUACAUGAAAGUGAUGAUCAAGCCCAAGCUAUCUUCCGCGGACUUGCCAAGGUCGUCCCAGCAAAACUGCUCGCAUGCUUCUCAGGUGCUGAGUUGGAGCUCAUGGUGUGCGGAUCGCCGGAAAUUGACGUGGACUUACUUGAGAAAUGCACCGAGUACUCCAGCUGCUCACCUACGGAUGACCACAUCAUUUGGUUUUGGCGAGCUCUGCGAGACUUCUCCCACGAAGAGCGCAGUGCGUUCUUACGCUUCGUCUGGGGACGGUCGCGUCUCCCUGCCAGUGCAGAAGAGUUCCCGCAGCGUUUCAAGCUACAGUCGUUCAAUCAGCAGCGUGCGGGUCGUAGCGUUGACGCCUACAUGCCCGUGGCUCAUACGUGUUUCUUCUCCAUCGAGGUUCCUGCCUAUUCCACUGAGGCUAUUCUACGCGAGAAGCUGCUCUACGCUAUCUACAACUGCCAAGAGAUUGACGGAGAUGGCGACAGCGUGGCAGCUAACCAGCUAGGGUGGGAGGAAUAA
Molecule: messenger RNA, 15708 nt
Organism: Phytophthora sojae
Lineage: Eukaryota; Oomycota; Peronosporomycetes; Peronosporales; Peronosporaceae
Exons: 2
Coding region: 1-15708 (5235 amino acids)
Biological process (GO): protein ubiquitination
Molecular function (GO): protein binding; ubiquitin-protein transferase activity; metal ion binding
Source: RefSeq, a predicted model, not a curated record